AUGGCGCUCCUCGUUGCUGUCGUCUCAGUCUCAGUUGUCGACUCGGUGCUGUUGGGUUACGACAGUUCGAUCAUGGGCAGUCUCAAUGUGAUGCCGACAUACCAGAAGUACUUCACUCUGACCACGGCCACUAAGUCGCUGAACACGGCAAUCUCCUAUGUCGGAGGGUCCUGUUCUGCUCUCCUUGCUGGAUUCGUCGUCGGCUGGAUUGGCAGGUGGAAAAGCAUCAUGCUUUCUUGCGUGCUCACUCUUAUUGGCGCAGUCAUUCAAACUGCGGCCCAGAAUAUCGGCAUGUUUAUUGCUGGGCGUUUCAUUGUUGGAUUUGGCCUGGGCUUUGCCCAAACAUCAUGCCCGACAUACGUGGCCGAGACUGCUCCUCCAAAGCACCGCGCAGUGGCAUUAGGUCUGUACUAUGCCUGCUGGGGUGUUGGGACCCUUGUUGCUUCAGGGGUUUGCUACUCGACGCAACACUACUCGUCCACAUGGGCCUGGAGAACCCCGAGCUUGGUCCAAAUAAUCCCUAGCAUCCUGUGCAUGAUCGUCCUACUGUUCCUCCCGGAGUCACCCAGAUUUCUCAUUGACCAUGAUCGGCAUGAUGAGGCCUUGGAGGUACUGGCAGCGCUCAACGCCAAUGGUGACAAAGAUUCUCCCGUCGUUCUGGUGCAGUACCGUGAAAUAACCGACACGAUUGCCUGGGAGAAGAGCCAGCAGCUGUCCUGGCGACAAGCUUUCAGCACCAAAGCGAACCGGAAGCGCAUCAUCAUCACCGCUACAUUUUCCAUUAUCGUUAUGCUUCCAGGAACGAACAUCAUUACCUUCUACUUUGGUACCAUGCUGUCACAAGCUGGUAUCACUGAUCCAACCACUCAACUGGAAAUCAAUAUCAUACUGACCUCGUGGACAUUGGUCGUCUCUCUAGUCGGCGCAUGGUAUGCCGACUCUCUGGGCAGGAAGACGCUCUGCGUGAUCAGCCUCGCAGGCCAGAUUGUGACCUUCUUUAUUCUCGCGGGACUCACCGCGGUAUAUGGCAACUCAACUGAUAAGUCAGGAAUAUAUGGCACCAUAGCGAUGAUAUUCCUCUACAACGCAGCAUAUGCGUACGGAAUUACGCCGCUCACGGUGCUUUACCCGCCCGAAGUACUAUCAUACUCUCUGAGAUCAGUUGGUAUGGGUUUGUAUACUCUGACCACGAAGCUCUCGGGCCUGCUUGUGACGAUGGCAUUUCCCUUCGCCCUGGAUGCCAUUGGAUGGAAGACGUACAUUAUCAAUGCGAGUGCGGAUAUCGUGAUGAUGGUCGGCGUUAUCUGGUAUUGGGUCGAGACAAGAGGCCUUACCCUUGAAGAGGUGGACAAGGUGUUUGACGGCAUCAAGCAUUCCGACGUGCCUGAUUUGAAGGCAGUUACUGAAGGGGAAGUCGAAGUUGGUUCCGAGUUGCUGAAGACAGUAACGAGCAUUGUGGAGAAUCAGGAAGUUGUGAUAAAGUCGGCAAAGUGA
Molecule: messenger RNA, 1494 nt
Organism: Fonsecaea multimorphosa CBS 102226
Lineage: Eukaryota; Fungi; Ascomycota; Eurotiomycetes; Chaetothyriales; Herpotrichiellaceae
Exons: 4
Coding region: 1-1494 (497 amino acids)
Biological process (GO): transmembrane transport; carbohydrate transport
Cellular component (GO): membrane
Molecular function (GO): carbohydrate:proton symporter activity
Source: RefSeq, a predicted model, not a curated record